Trichoderma asperellum CBS 433.97 is the source of this 527-nucleotide messenger RNA. The record is from RefSeq and is a predicted model, not a curated record. NCBI's taxonomy places the organism in Eukaryota, Fungi, Ascomycota, Sordariomycetes, Hypocreales, Hypocreaceae.
AAUAGCGAGAAUAGUCGCAGGCAACAACGCGCUAAAAGCAGCCACUAAAAGCAAUACUAGAGGUAGGUACCUACUCCAUAGACUACUGACAUACCAAAUAUGGACAUCAACCCGCUAGCAUUGCUAAACCAUCCGGGCAUCCAUCUACACCACUUAUACAGAGCAUCUUCAUCUCAACAACAGCCAAACGCGAAUCUAAACAUGCUGCCAAAUCGACUCUCCAACUCUCUCUCUCACCCAUCCAAACGCCAUUGCUCCAAAAUACAUUGCCGCCCACCACCACGCCAAAUUCCACCUCUCAAGCAGCAAAUGGCUCCUCGGCCGCUCACCCACGACCCUCACCCACCGUCUAUACCCACGGUGUUCCCAUCUCGAAUAGACAAAAUAGAAUAACUGCUCGCCCACAUACAUUUAGUUCGCUAUGCACAGAGAACAAAUCUCUCAAAAGAAAAGAAAGGCAAAGGCAAAUCGAGCCUUACCGUUUCUGCCAGGUCCGUGAAUGGCGACAGCAGCCACAGCAUGACAAA